Molecule: messenger RNA, 1762 nt
Organism: Belonocnema kinseyi
Lineage: Eukaryota; Metazoa; Arthropoda; Insecta; Hymenoptera; Cynipidae
Gene: Mipp2
Product: multiple inositol polyphosphate phosphatase 1
Exons: 8
Coding region: 483-1703 (406 amino acids)
Molecular function (GO): acid phosphatase activity; inositol phosphate phosphatase activity
Source: RefSeq, a predicted model, not a curated record
GCCAAAGUGUACUAAAACUAAGAUUUUCUGAAGAAAUUAAAAUAUUACUUACUCCUGCCAUUUAUGCAAAGGUGUCGAAAUACAGUAGACAAUCUGCAAGCCAUUUUUAAAGCCUUUUUUUACAUUAAAAUAUUAGAAAAUGACUCUGCUGAUCACGCGAGACAUCAGUCUCCCUCCCGUCCCGACCCCCUACGAAAUCUAACCUCCUUAACUUACUAAAUAUCAUUCGCAAAUAAAAACACCAUCCUUAAAUUAUUGAUAUAACAUGUUUUAUUAACUGAAUAUCGUGUACAAAGAAUUAAGAAAACAUAUCGGAAUAUUUUCUACAAUUUUCGACGAAAAAGGGACUAAUUCGGUUUGUAAUUUGAAAUGUGUAUAUCAUCUGGCUCCCAAAAUAUUUUGUAUUCAAAAGUUUUCAAAAAAGGUAUAUUAUUAAAUGUAUAAAAAUACAAUUAACAGGGAGGUAAAAACAGUGGUUAAGGAUGACUUGGAAAUUGUGUCCACUUUUUUUGUUCGUUUUACUUCAAAUAAAUUUGAUAUAUGGAUUAACAAACUGUCUAAAUGACAAAAAUCAUUAUGAAUGCAAAUUAUCCACCAUGGUUCCCUACAGAAACAUAGCUAAUUAUGAAGAUUCACCAAUUAUUUAUCCUGGUUGUAUUGAAAAAAAAAUAUGGUUAUUCAUAAGACACGGUACACGAUUUCCUGAUAAAAAAUACGCUAUCCGUAUGAUAGAAGAAUUUCCAGAACUUCAAAAAUUGAUAUUAACCAACUUUGAUGCGAACAAAACUACCCUGGAAGCAUCUCAAGUUGCAAAACUUGCUAAGUGGAAGAUGCAUUUUGAAAAAGAUGAUUCCAAAAAUAUAGCAGAGGAAGGGGAAAAUGAAAUGAUUGACCUCGCUGAGAGAUUUCAAUCCAGAUUUCCCCAACUUUUAAAAAAAGACUACACCAAUAACACGUACAAAUUUAAAUACACAGCCACUCAACGAGCUGAAUAUAGUGCCAAAAAUUUUGUUUUGGGAUUAUUUGGAAAGAAAAAAAGUCUCCAAGUUUCGUAUGAGGUUCCUGAAUAUAGAGAUCCAGUUUUAAGAUUUUAUAAAAGAUGCAAACGAUGGAGGAAAAAAAUUGAGGACGAUCCCGAUCCGAAACAGCAACAGACAAAAUUUUUAGAGAGCGCAAUUGUAGAAAAUAUGUUGAAGGAGAUUUCAAAUCGAGUUGGUCUGGAAGUUGAUUUUAAGAAAGCUUAUUUGAUGUACAUCACAUGCGCUUAUGAAACUGCUUUUCAUGGAGAUUCUCCCUGGUGUGAUUUAUUUUCGAUUGAAGAUUUUGAGUUUAGAUCGAGUGAAGAAUAUUCCGUCGUGGCGUAUUUCACACAUUCUGGUGCUAUUUUGAAAUUAUUGUCAUUGAUAGGAGUUGCCAAAGACGAAAUUCCUCUCACGCACGAUUCGUUUCUUUUUCACAAAGCCAAUCGCGUUUGGCGAACGAGUUUUAUCGACGCUUUUGCGUCCAACGUUGCCUUCAUUUUAUACGAGUGUGAAUCGCAAGGACCUAGUGUACUGUUUAUGCAUCAGGAACGAAUUGUGAAUCUUCCAAAUUGCCCGGAAAAUACGCCGUGUCCGAUUUCGGUAAUGAAAGAUAUGUAUCCUGAUAAUCACGAAGAAUGCAAAUUCGACGAAAUGUGUUAUAAUUUAAAAAGAGAACUUUAGUCGACGUGAUUUUCUGUCAAAAAAAUUCAAAAUAAUAAAACUAAGAUUUCUAUUAUAAA